Messenger RNA from Serpula lacrymans var. lacrymans S7.9, 3447 nucleotides. RefSeq lists its product as uncharacterized. Gene Ontology annotation, biological process: signal transduction; protein phosphorylation; fungal-type cell wall biogenesis. Gene Ontology annotation, molecular function: ATP binding; diacylglycerol-dependent serine/threonine kinase activity. The transcript is spliced from 14 exons. Bases 1 to 3447 code for a protein of 1148 amino acids. NCBI's taxonomy places the organism in Eukaryota, Fungi, Basidiomycota, Agaricomycetes, Boletales, Serpulaceae. The record is from RefSeq and is a predicted model, not a curated record.
AUGCACCCUCAGAUACCCACAGCCUUAGCACAACGGGGCUUUGUAAAUACAGUGUUCACAGCCAUGGCAAACGAGCUGGACCAGAAGAUCCAGGACGUCCGCAAACGUAUAGAGACAGAGCGCAAGGUCCUAGAAGCAUCCAAACUUCUCAGACAGGCCACCACGAACCCAGAUGUCCUAAGGCGCAACGAUGUCAAGAUCAGGGAGGCUGAGCGUUCAUUGAGUUACUUCGAGACAACGCUGCAGGAAUUACAAGCUCGCAAAAAGCAGCAAUCACAGCGUGAUGAUCACUCGCGAUCUGGGGAUGCAGCCUCUUCUCAGGGUAUCUCUCCGACUACGCCAAAGAGCGGUCGAUUCACCGAUAGAGAUCGCUCUCUUCCCCAAAUACCAGGGUCAGAAUUCGAUUCUGCUGGUCGUGGAGGACGAGCGUCUGGGUCCACAGAUUUCGUCCCAAACCUAGAUUCUGCGGAUGGCGAUGACGUUGAUGGAACCCCAAAAUCAAAGCAGUACACCAAUCUUGAUCUUAUCAAAGCCGAUACUCCCCACACAACCGCGAAGAUAUCCCGUAUGCUUCACCAACUCGAGUUCAAACUACAAGUCGAAUUGCAAUACAAAAAGGGAAUCGACAAGAUGGCUAAACUAUAUCAGGCUGACGGUGAUAAGAAAUCUAGGGCAGAUGCUGAAAGCAAGCGAGUUGAAAGUGAAAAGAAGAUCCAGCUCCUCCAAUCGGCACUCAAACGGUACAAGAACCUUCACAUACUGGACGAUGUAGAGGAAGAAGAAGAACAUGAUGGUCCGGGCGUCGGUCCCGAUGGCGAACGGAAAGAGCUGCGUACAAAACCGCUUUCAGGAAAAUUGCAAGUAAUAAUAAAAGGUGCCCGAGAACUUGACCACGCCCCCAUCGUGAACUCUGGAAGAUCAAGAUCUGCAUCCAAGCAAAUUACCGAGACAUACAUUUCACUCAAAGUGGAAGGUACACAGCGUGCCCGCUCGCAUCCUUCACGCACAGAUCGGUGGAACGAAGAAUUUGAAAUUGUCGUGGACAAGGCCAGUGAAGUUGAAAUAGCAGUAUACGACAAACAGGUCUCUGAAGUACACCCUGUCCCUAUUGGCCUGCUGUGGAUCAGGAUCAGUGAUCUGGUCGAAGCUUUACGACGGCAGAAGGUGAUGCUAGAAAGCGGGCAGGGAGGCUGGGUUACCGCGGGUGCAAUGGAUGGCGAUAGUCCUACUGGUCGCGCACCUCCGUCGCAAACCAAUAAUUUUGGAGAUGUCAACGCACCAUUAAGUUUCGGUGCCGGUGCUGCUGCAUCGGGUGGUCUGGGAGGUCCCGGAAGCCAGAGCGAAGGCAUUGAUGCCUGGUUCGCUGUUGAGCCUGCCGGUGCUCUUGCUCUCCAGCUGAACUUCAUGAAAGAAAAUGUUAGAAAACGCCCUCUAGAUGCUCCCGGUGGCCUUGGCCGUCAAGGUGCAGUAAGGAAGCGUAAGGGCGAAGUACAUGAAAUGAAUGGUCACAAAUUCGUGCAACGUCAAUUCUAUCAGAUUAUGCUCUGCGCUUUCUGUGGCGACUUCUUGCUUAACGCUCUUGGUUAUCAAUGCGAAGAUUGUCGUUACACCUGCCACAAGAAAUGCUACGAAAAGGUUGUCACUAAAUGUAUAUCUAAAUCCAACACCGGCGAGGGAGACGAGGAAAAGAUAAAUCAUCGCAUUCCCCAUCGUUUCGAGCAGAUUACUAAUAUGGGUGCAAACUGGUGUUGCCACUGUGGUUAUAUGUUACCCCUGGGUCGCAAAAAUGCAAGGAAAUGCACAGAAUGCGACAUAACCUGUCAUGCAAAUUGCGCUCAUCUCGUCCCAGAUUUCUGUGGUAUGUCGAUGGAGACAGCGAACCAACUCCUUCGCGACUGGCGCGAUAUCAAUAAGGCCCGUGGCGGGAAAGCAGCAGCAGGUUUCCGACCUCCAAUUCAUCCCCCACAUGCCUCGCAAACUCAGACUCCUGUCCUCUCAGCACCUUCCGACGUGACUAUUACUCAGAGCAUGGACCGACUACAGCUUACUGGCACUGAGCCUCCCCCCUCUAUCCCUGCUCCUGAUCCUUUUGCUCGUCGGGCACAGGCACAGGAUGGAGCAGUUGAUCCCAGAUAUAUACAGCAACAGCCAGUAGCGUCAUCACCUGGCCCACCUCGCCCGCCCCCGGGAGCCCGAAUCCCAGUACCGCCUGCAUAUCCGAACGAAGCCCUGCUACCUCCAGCUGGGAGCGGCGCUCCCCUUGGUUUCGAAGCAAUUUCCGGACAGGAUGACUACUCAGCUCAGCCACAGAAGCAGCUGCCCUAUCCUCAACCAGGUUUUCCCGCCAAGGCAGCAGUGCCUUAUGCUCAGCAAAGACCUUACCAACCUGAACCACAGGGGCUUUCACCAGUACAACCCAGUCGCCAACUGUCUCGUCAACGAAAAGUCGGUCUGGAUGAUUUCAAUUUCCUGUCUGUUCUUGGAAAAGGUAACUUUGGUAAAGUUAUGCUAGCCGAGGAGAAGAAAUCCAAUGGAUUGUAUGCUAUUAAAGUCUUGAAGAAGGAGUUUAUCAUUGACAACGAUGAAGUGGAGAGUACUCGCUCAGAGAAGCGCGUAUUUUUGGCUGCCGCCCGCGAGCGCCAUCCUUUCUUGCUUAACCUCCAUUCUUGUUUCCAAACUGAAACUCGCGUUUACUUUGUCAUGGAGUAUGUCAGUGGUGGUGAUCUCAUGUUACACAUCCAGCGCAAGCAGUUUUCUUUGCGCCAAGCGAAGUUCUACGCAUGUGAAGUCCUACUUGCUCUAGAAUAUUUCCAUGCUAACGGGAUCAUAUAUCGAGAUUUGAAGCUCGAUAACAUCUUGCUUACUUUAGACGGACAUGUCAAAGUGGCUGACUAUGGAUUAUGCAAAGAAGAGAUGCAUUAUGGGUCAACCACCAGUACAUUCUGUGGUACACCAGAGUUCAUGGCCCCAGAAAUUUUACUGGAACAGCGCUAUGGCCUUGCUGUCGACUGGUGGGCAUUCGGUGUUCUUACUUAUGAAAUGUUAUUGGGACAAUCUCCAUUCCGUGGGGACGACGAAGACGAAAUCUUCGACGCUAUUCUUGAAGACGAACCUCUAUACCCUAUUACCAUGCCUAGAGAUGCUGUAUCUAUUCUUCAGAAGCUCCUGACCAGAGAUCCAUCUCGCCGACUUGGGUCCGGUAAAGCUGAUGCGGAAGACAUUAAAAGACAUCCUUUCUUCAAAGAUGUCAAUUUUGAUGAUGUUUUGAACAAGCGAAUUCCGCCGCCGUACUUCCCCACUAUUAACGGCAGCGCUGACACAAGUAACUUCGACGAAGAAUUUACGAAAGAGCAGCCUACAUUGACUCCCGUGCAUGGCCAGCUGUCCUCCAGGGAUCAGCAAGAAUUCAGCGGUUUCUCCUGGGUCGCUUCUUGGGCAAAUGUAUAA